CCCAUGCAGAGUUAUCAUCGCAAUUGGAGGCAAAUAGUUUUCCCCGUCCUGUCCCUGUUGUCACUCUCCCUCGCCUGGCUACCACCUCUCCAGAAACGGCAAGUCACCCCACGGAGCGUACCACAACGUGCAAACUAUCGGGCCAAGAAGAACCUCAUAUACAAGAACCUGGAUAUCGAAACUGCCCGGUGGAAAGCUGGAGCAAUAGCAGCAUUCUGCAAGGCUGUCUUCACAGUGUGCAUUGCAUUUGCAAUCAACAACCAACUUGUCUCCGACGAGAACCAACCUUGGACAGUGCUAACAAAAUCUAUCGCCUGGAGAGAACACCCGGUUGAACUAGAAAACUUCCUGACCAAUCUGUGUGCUAGUUUCAUCGGAAUUCUUGUUGCUUAUGUAACCUGUAAGAUCUCUUUGGACGUUGGGGCUUUUGGCUUCCCACUCUUCCUAUCGGGACUGCUCUGCAUCUUGAUCCUAGCGAUCGGAGACAUCUGUGGCUUCUUCCAAACCGAACAAGCUUUGUCCCUUGUUUCCAGCUGUAAAAGCAAAAGUGACAAUAUCACUUAUACUUUCAUAGCUACCAUCUGUCUUAUUCUGGCUGAGAUCCUUGCCUCCUGGUACAUCAUUUUACAAGCGGACACAAAUCUUUUGCCGAAAGAUUCAGCGAUAUUCCUAAUGCCUGGCUACAAUGGUGUCAUGCUUGAAGAAUGGAUCGUGCUGAACCGACAUCGUGAGCCAGAAUCCUCCCCUAUAGACUUCAAAGAGAGGGUAAAGAACAGCAAGAUCUACAUAUGUACCACCAUGUACCGAGAGGCUGAUUACGAAAUGAAGCAACUUCUGGAAUCCAUCAACAGAGUAAACGUGGCACAAUUUGAAAGCAUCAGGCAUUUCGAAUCCCACGUCUUUUUUGAUGGAGGUGUCAAGGGUUCAAAACCAACAGAAUUUGCUCUCCAGUUGCUCUCCUUACUGCCAUCAACUUUAGAUAUUUCUCCCAAGAACUGCAGACAGUUGAAGACCCCAUAUGGAAUAUGUCUGAAAUGGAAGCUACCAGCGCCUGGGGGUAAGAACAGAAUGAAAUUCUGUAUCCACCUCAAAGACAACUUGAAGGUGAAGAAUAAGAAACGAUGGAGCCAAGUAAUGUAUAUGUCAUAUGCUCUGGAUUACUUGCUGAAAGAACAACACGUUUCAGAGAAUUCUGAGGGUUUCAUCCUGACCACAGAUGCUGAUGUGUUUUUCACCCCCGACUCAGUGGAAGCUCUCCUUGAUCUGAUGACUCGCGAUGAAUCUGUUGGAGCGGUGUGUGCCAGAACGCACCCUCUUGGCUCUGGGCCCCUCAUUUGGUAUCAGAAGUUUGAGUAUGCCAUUGGUCACUGGUUUCAAAAGUCUGCUGAAGACAUUCUAGGUUCUGUUCUCUGCAGUCCUGGUUGUUUUAGUGUAUACAGAUGUGAUGCCAUUAUGGAUGUGUUACCAACGUAUUCCACUACAGUCAAUGAGGCUUUCGAUUUCCUCAUCAAAGACAUGGGAGAAGAUAGAUGGUUUUGCACAUUAAUGUUGCAGAAUGGCUGGCGAAUUGACUACUGCGCAGUUGCCACCAACAGCACUCACUGUCCCGACGGCUUUGACGAGUUCUUCAAACAGCGCCGUCGUUGGAUUGUGUCAACCAUUGCCAACUUGAUCCUGGUCGUCAAAGAAAGUCGACUCAUGAUGAAAUUCAACAGACACAUCUCCGUUUUCUUCAUCAUCUAUCAGUUUGUUUUGCUUCUGGCCACAGUCAUUGGCCCAGCCACUGUUAUUCUGGUUGUCUCAGGUGGUCUCCAAUACGGUUGGUCAAUAUCUCCAACAUACAGCAUCAUAAUCCAAUAUGUUUGCAGUGCUCUCUUCAUCAUCAUCUGUCUCAGCACCUCUGGCGAUUUCCAGUUGAAGGUUGCCAAAAUUUUCACUUUCAUCUAUGCCAUCAUCAUGACAGUAGUUACCAUAGGAACAAUAGUACAAGUUGUAGAUGACCUCAACAAAGAUUAUGAUCCAGAUUCCAACAUACCACCUGUGUCCAUCAGUGACAUUUACCUUUUUGCUCUAAUCGCAAUAUUUGUGUUGUCCUCACUGUGUCACCUCCAAGAGAUCACAAACCUACUCAAUGGGGUCUGGUACCUUCUCUGCCUUCCCACGGGAUACCUCGUGCUUAUUAUGUACAGCAUAUGUAACCUCACCGACAAAUCAUGGGGAACAAGAGAGGACAGUUCAGCGUCAGCAGGCAAAGAAACAGCAUUCCUGAAAUCAUGUUUCAACAUGUUGAAGUCCAUUUUUCCCUGUUGUAGGUCAGGAGAGAACAAGUCGGGCAGUGGGUCCAUCAUCCAGCCCCCUCAUACACCAACUUUGCUAAAACCAGGUGGUGAGGACAUACUAAGCACCUCAGAGAUCGAAGUUAGUAUCACCAUGGAUGGAGACACGAAACAUGAUGCGGUUGAUGGUCAACUUCUUCCUGUUGAAUAUGGUGUAAAAGUCAUACCAGUGCAGGAAUGGUUACCAGACAGCUUUAAGGAUCUCUAUUCCAAGUAUUUCAUGCGGAAUGGCUAUGAUGACACACGAUUGAUAAGUGGCAUGCAUGAAAAGGAACUGGUGGACAUUGGGAUCAAGUCGAAGGGUCACCGGCAGUAUUUGAUGGACAUGAUAAAGCUGUUACCAGAUUUUGAACCAGACACUGAAGUACCGGAAUCAGCCCUGAUAUGGCUACAGAAUAUUGGUUUAUCGAUGUACCAGGAGAACUUCAAACGGAACUGCAUCAUUUUCCGCAGAGACAUGGCUGUACUGAAGACCAUGAGUACGUUUGACAUCAAAAGAGAACUGAAGAUUAUCAAAAAAGGACACAUAAAGAGGUUACAGCUGGCCAUCAAGAAACUCCUGGACCCAACUGAGGCUGAACGGACGAAGAUGCAAAUCAAGCGCGACCUCUCCAUGACUCGCAUGGUUAAUCUGGAAGAGGAGAAUCCAGUAGAGGAUGACUUUUGGAAGGAACUUGUCCAUGAGUGUCUGGAUCCAUCAUCAGCUUUCAGUAGAGAGGACGAACUGAAAGGUAAACUAGGAGAACUGAGGAACAACUGGACACUAGUGAUUGCGGUCAGCAACACCAUCUGGCUUGUCCUUCUGGCUACAAUGGCAACACAGGCCAAUCUUGCUGUUUACAGUUCAAAUCCACUGGGAUUUGUCUUCCUCGCAGUCUUCGGGUUCAUCUUUGUGCUGCAGUUUCUCUGCAUGCUGUUCCACCGCAUGGGGACGCUUAUGCAUCUGAUCGCACGGUCCCCUUACAAGUUCGGCGCCGGUUUCAAAACCAGUUGGUCAUUUUCGGACAAGCGACUUCGCCGCAGGAACAACCAGGACAGAAGUGAUUUCGAAACGGAUAUCACGACGGGGAAACGAAUCCGGGAUUUCGAAAACUCCCAAAGACAAUUAGAAAAUGUGGUAUUCUCUCCCUGAUGAAGUUCUAAGAAGUUUAGAAACUAGUCAGAUAAACCCUAUUACUUCUGGAGGCAGAGAGAUAACCUUGAGUUGUAACUGCAUUGCUUAUGUUUCACCACAGGGAAGUUAAAUUGUAUAUUUGUUAUAAAGGCUUCGGGCUUCAGUUUAUUCAAAAUGUCAAUUUGAACAGCACUAUUAAUUUAUAUGUACGUAGAUGUGUGUGUGAGUUUGUAUGUAUGCACUCAAGUACACACAAACACAACACACACACACACACACACACACACACACACACACAUACACGCACACACAUAUACAUUUAAGGAUGUAUACACAAGCAUAUAUGCAUAUCUCCGUACUUAACCAGCCAAUGAAGCAAAGCAACUACAUUACAUAUAUCUUUGUAUUAAUGUAUAGAAUAAAUUUUUUUUUUUUUACAUAACUUUAACAUAAAUUAUCAUAAUUUAACAUUAAUUACAAACCCC
Molecule: messenger RNA, 3935 nt
Organism: Octopus sinensis (East Asian common octopus)
Lineage: Eukaryota; Metazoa; Mollusca; Cephalopoda; Octopoda; Octopodidae
Product: chitin synthase chs-2-like
Exons: 21
Coding region: 4-3468 (1154 amino acids)
Cellular component (GO): cell periphery; cell septum
Molecular function (GO): chitin synthase activity; protein binding
Source: RefSeq, a predicted model, not a curated record